UUCAAGUCAUAUGUCAAGAGAUGUGUUGUCAACAUUUCAAAUGUACACAUUAAUGUUAUGAUGUGGAAGCCUUUGGAUUUGGGUAGUAAAACAUAUUUCAGAGAAUGAACUUGAUUUAGUGUACAUUUUGGGUUUUUUUGAUAUGGAUUCUAUGUAUAAUCGUUUCAAAAGCGUUGUUGGGGCUGUAGUAGGUGGGAGUGAAGGUGGUGCCAGUAACGAUAGUCUCUUGUCAAGACAACAAAAGUUAGAACCUAAAUUUCCAUACAACAGGCCCCACUUCUUGCAGUUAGAUGAUGAAGAGAUACACAUAUCUGCAGAUCAUCGCUUAAGACCAAUCAUACAUCCUAGCAAACCACUCCCAUAUUAUGCCGGUUAUGCAGAAUGCAUAAAUGCAGGGAAGUCCCGAUGGAAUGAGGAUCAAGCAGUCUUCAGACAAGGGGUUUUGACUAAGCCUGAUGUUCAAUUUUCAAUACCAUAUUCCUACUAUGGGAUAUUUGAUGGACAUGCAGGUGUUGGGGCUGCAUUAUGUGCAGCAAAUCAACUACAUCAUAUUAUUCAUGAGAAAUUGGUGGAUGCACAAGACGACAUUUGGGCAGAUUUCAUUGGUAAAAAUUUGGUAACGUGCAAGCAGACCGACUUGCUAAUAAUUGGAGCUUUGGAAGCUGCUUUCAAAGAAAUGGAUCAACUGAUUGCCGAAGACAGAAUGAAAUACUUAGCAGCGGGUGGAUGUACUGCUUGCAUUGCCUUAUUCAUUUUAGGGAAAUUGUAUGUAGCAAAUGCUGGUGACUCAAGAGCCAUUUUAUGCAAUAAUAAUAAUUUUCAACCACUUUCAAUGGACUUCACUCCGGAAAGUGAAAGGGACAGAAUAAGGAGGCUUGUUGAAGAACAGCCUAGUCUCGUAGGAAACGAGUUCACCUCGAAAGAAUUUCUACAACCCUUACAAACAACGGAUCUAGGUAAAACGGUUAUGUACCGUGAUGCUCAUAUGAAAGGCUGGGCUUAUAAAACUGUUGAACAAGAUGAUUUGAAAAAUCCAGUUAUAGUGGGCCAUGGAAAAAGAAGUCGUUUGAUGGGCACAAUAGGAGUUACCAGGGGAUUUGGAGAUCAUGAUUUAAAUGCUAUUUACACCAAAGUUCAAAUAAAACCAUUAUUAUCACACCAACCAGAAGUUCAAGUGUACAAAAUAACAAGUACAGACGAAAAAGAAGUAUUAGUGAUGGGUACUGAUGGUCUAUGGGACGUAGUUUGUUGCUCUAAAGCUGCUGAAAUAGUUAAAAAAUCUAUAGAGAACUUUAGCGAGAAAGAACGAUACGUUUGUGCUGCAACCUGUUUAGUAGGCUUUGCUAGAGGUUCCCUAAUAAAUGACCAUAACUGGCAGUUGAAGAAUGGAAAGCAGGCAUCCUGUGAUGAUAUUUCAGUACUUGUUAUUCCUACAUUCCCUUAUAAAUUAGAGUAUCAAGAUUUAUGUGAGAAAUACUUAUAAUAAUAAAGUAUUUUAUACCGUAAGUGCACAUGGCUAUACUGAAUCAAUUUUCAUAUUUCCAUGAAAAUAUGAAUAUAUCAAUUUGUAAAAAAAAAAGUUCAAGCGAAAUUUAAAACAUAAGCUUUUUGUUCCCACUACACUGUAUAUGUAUUAUUUAUUCAUAGAAAUUUGUCAACAUCAAUAUAUUUUACUAUCGUAUGUUGAUGACAGGUUUUGAGGAAUUAUUGUUUAUCAUUUUAAAAUAAAAACAAUAUAAGCUUUUGACAA
Molecule: messenger RNA, 1750 nt
Organism: Coccinella septempunctata (seven-spotted ladybird)
Lineage: Eukaryota; Metazoa; Arthropoda; Insecta; Coleoptera; Coccinellidae
Product: protein phosphatase 1M
Exons: 5
Coding region: 143-1483 (446 amino acids)
Biological process (GO): protein dephosphorylation
Molecular function (GO): protein serine/threonine phosphatase activity; cation binding
Source: RefSeq, a predicted model, not a curated record